GCUAAAGUGGACUCUCCAAAAAUUGUUGCAGGAAUUCGAUUUGCAGGCUUGAAAGCCAGACGUGACUUCCUAAAAGACAGUGUUGCCUCUCUUAAAGUGCAUGAACACAAUUUGCAAUCUCUAAUGUCCCAUGUCAGAGAGGCGUCAAAAAUGUCCCUCCAGUUUGAAGCCCACUUUAAUAAAAAGAAGUCGCAACUUACAGCGGCAAAUGCAUGUCUUAAGCAGGUGUCUUCCAACGUGAUUUCGAUGAAGCACUCGCCAUUUGACAAAGUUUUUGAACAUGCCUUCGAGGUCUUUAUGGAACCUGACGUUUCUGUUACAGACAGCAACAAAUUCGCCCUUUCUCUCAAGGCAACUCGAAUUGACGAAAAGGAAACUUGUGGGACGAUGCUAGCAGCUUUGAAAAAAGUCUCCUCCAAUUAUGAGAAGACAUCGGAGAAAUUGGCAAACCUGAAAAGAUUGUGGAAUCAUUGGAUCGAGUUCUCUGUGGACGAAAAUGCUCACGACUUUCCUUAA
Messenger RNA from Mesocestoides corti, 516 nucleotides. NCBI's taxonomy places the organism in Eukaryota, Metazoa, Platyhelminthes, Cestoda, Cyclophyllidea, Mesocestoididae. The record is from the annotation of a GenBank genome assembly.